ACACUGCGUUACAGUGUACCUCUGGAGUCAGUAGACAUCGCGCCAUCAGUCGAACAACACCAUCUCAAGACUUUAUUCAACGCUUUUGACAAAUCGUCAGUCCCAUGAGUUGUCGGGGUCGAAUGAGCAUUUGUGAAUAGUGGAUACUUAAAUGGGAUUUUACAUCGUGCACUAUUAGGAAGGUGUCGACGUUAUCUGUUUCUGUUCGCUUGACGUCCUGCGAUCUCUGAAUUCUCAAUUGGCUUUCAACGAUGGUUUAUCGCGGCCACUUGCAGACCGACGACCCCCGAGAUGCGCCAAAAUUAGUGCGAAUGACGCCACUCCGUUCCAGCGGCAGAGGGGACGUCCCUUCAAAGGGUUGGAGGCCACCUCCGACCCAUCAAGCCCCGAAUAAACUGUCCUUAGGUCCUCCAAAGCUCCGAAACAUCAGUGAGAUUCGUUCGAGUGUCGUCACAAGACCGCUCAACGCAGGCCUGACGAGCAAAAAAAUCGAUCAACCGGAGAGGAUCGAGAAGAAAGUGAUAUCGAGCUACAGGCCUCCGAUGAACUCGAUGCUAGCGAAUCUCAGGGACCUGGAGCGCCUCCGAAGCAAGCCCUCCGCCAAGUCGCAUUACGAGAGUAUUAAAUAUCACGAUGAGAGGGCAACGAGUGCAUUAUCAUCGCGACUUCUCCCAACAAGUGGUUAUGAAACUAAGAAAUUGAGACCUUUGGAGCCCGUGGGACUGCAAACGCCUCCUAGAAGACACAGGCUGAGUCAACUCGGUCGUAUUACACCUCCGAAGGCGUUUGAUGAUGACAAAAGAGGUGGGGAUCUUCUUUCUCCUAAACCCGAUAUUCUUGAAGGCCUUCUGCAAGAGUCUGACCGACAAUUGAAACAAUUGCGAGAUGAUUUUGACGGGGGAAUGGCCAAGUAUUGUGACAGCGAGUCGGAGAGUGAGUCCACGGAUAAUCGGAAAGAUCUCAAUCUUUGGAAUAAGAGCAUUAGUCAGAGAUGGAGGAAAUUACGAAGGAGGUACUCAGUACAGGAGAUUUCCGAGCCCCAGGAAGAUCCUCUGAUACAGGAGGGCCGUCAGCGUACCGUUAUUCAUGGUGUACGAUCUACUCCAACGAGUAGAGAAGCAUCACCAGCACCUAAGUCACGUGAUAGAACUUCAACAAAAAAGUUGCUUCAGACGUCGUCCUUAAGAUUGCCAGGUACUAGCCGAGGUAUUGCCGACAUCCAGAACGUCCUUCGAAACAAAUUCAGCAAGCUGAACGCAGGUAUCCGAAAGCGAAAAGCAUUGAGCGUCGCAGAAGUCUUCCCCCCGAAGGACGCAGUCUCGAGUUUCUACGUUCCGAGCCCCCUAUCGCCGGCAGCCCCCGAGAGGGUCGACCCCCCGGAGGAGGGCCCGCUCUCCCUCUCCCUAACCACUCCCCCCACCUACACCAGCGACGACAUCUACGAGAACACGAGCUUCCGGGAGCCCCUGAGAAGAUGUAACUCCGAGCAUCGAGAUCACUCCUACGAGAACGUGAGAUUCAAGACGUCACGGUCAAUAGUUGACUCGGACACCGAGGCCUCACCAAAGAAUCCCCAGGAGAACGUCUACGAGAACGUGAGAUUCAGGAGUAAAUCGGGGACUCGAAGGGGUUCGAGGAAGGACACUGAGGAGGAGAUUCACAUACCCAGGGUGAGCCCCAGGCGGCGAGACUUCAUUCUCGGAGGAAAAGUGACGCAUUACGCGGAGAAUUCGAGACUGUCUAGCCACGACAGAACAGACGGGACUUCCUCCCUGGGAACUGAAGCCAGCAGUGGGAACAAGUCUUCCUUGAGGUUCAGCAGUCGAAGUUUUGCGAACAUCUCAGGAAGAAGUGGAAGGGGUCAGCAGGACGUGCAGGCGUGGCAGGGAACCCACGAAGCGGAUGAGGGACUCAACACAGACUCCGAACUGGAGGACAUCCAGGAGACCCUGGAGGGAGAGGAGUCCCAGUUCUGUACGCUACCUCGACCGGGCAAGGGGAACGCUUCGUUCACGAUAUUAACAACGAGAUUCUUCAAGGGGCCGGGGUACAAAGGCCUGGGGUUCAGCAUCGUCGGGGGCACGGACAGUCCCAAAGGAAACAUGGGAAUUUACGUUAAAACUGUCUUUCCGAAUGGCCAGGCUGCCGAUCUGGGGACCCUCAAGGAGGGCGAUGAAAUAUUAUCCAUAAAUUCCAAACCCCUGCAUGGAAUGACGCAUGCUGAAGCCAUCGUCGAGUUCAAGGUCAUUAAAAGUGGGGACGUUGUGCUGCAUGUUGGCAGGCGUGUGCCGAAAAGGACGAAGGAGAAUGUUGGGAAGAGCUGUCGCAAGUCCUGAUGAGCCUAGGAGAUUUUUCAUUCCUGAAUUUAUUAUUUUAGGGUAGAUUGUGGUAGAUUUAACAUGAUCCAAAUAACUGAACGAUUAUUAAUCUCUAGCCACCUUUCCAAAGAUGAAAAUCAAAAUAACAGAUGGAUAUUUUUAAUAUGAGAUGAUUAUUGGGGGUAUGUUGUCGAUUAUUUCAAGGGGAAUUUAUUUGUAGUGUCUAGUCGAAUUGUUGAUUCAAAAUUUUUUUACUGGAGCGGAACGAACAAUUUUUUUAUCUCGAGGGUGAGUCCCAUGCUGCAUUAGUCACCCUAUUGCAAUAUUUUAUAUGAGGGGGAUUUAUACAGAUGCGUUUAUUUUGGGAACAAUAUAGCCGGAAUUUUGAGGGAGGGGGGUACGUGCGAGGAGGUAAUCACUCAUGAAUCUCGUGAUUACUUUUGUAACCCGUAAUGAAACUAGAUUCAUUUUUUCAUUUUUAUAUUAAGGGGGAUUAACGAUUCAAGUCGGCUUAGCUUUCAAUUAACUGAGUUUUCGAGAAAUAUCCGAAUCAAAGGGAGAUAGGAAAAUUUUCGUAAUAACGUUUUUUGUGAGGCGAA
This is a messenger RNA of Diachasma alloeum, 2917 nucleotides long. RefSeq lists its product as uncharacterized. The record is from RefSeq and is a predicted model, not a curated record. The transcript is spliced from 4 exons. Gene Ontology annotation, molecular function: protein binding. NCBI's taxonomy places the organism in Eukaryota, Metazoa, Arthropoda, Insecta, Hymenoptera, Braconidae. The coding region runs from base 252 to 2336 and encodes 694 amino acids.